GAGCCGGUCAUUCAGUGCUGAACCGCAGCUCGGCGCGCGCCAAGUCAGAGGAGGAGAGCGGCGGUUGAGAAUUUAAUAACAGGACUCGGUUUCAUCCUUCGCUUUAUAUAAAGUCAAGUUUUUUUUUUUUGUCGAUAGUUUUGGAAAUAUCUGUAUUGUAUCAUAUUUUUACACGGUGGAGGAAUUGGUAAACCUCGAGGACGAGUUUGAAACAGGGCCAUGAGGGGACAGGCGUGACUGGCGUGCCCCGGAGUGCCGUGUAAGGAGGUAGAUGCUGGAGGAGGAGGACAUGGAGGCAACAGGAGGCGUGAGCCUCCAGGCAGAGGUGGAGCGGCUCUCUGCCGAGCUCCAGGAGGCCAACGAGGAGAAGCUGCAGGCAGCACGCUAUGGCCUGGCCGUGUUAGAGGAGAGUGCCGCUCUCAAGACCAAACACGGCCAGCUGGAGGAGGAGCAUGAGGCCCUCAAACUGGAGUUGCAGCAGCUCCGUGAGGCGCUGGCUGACUCUGUGAGCAACCAUAAGCGUGCAACAGCAGAUGGGCAGUGUCGAGAGGAGAAUCUGCUACAGGAGACAGCCAGUAAGGAGGCUGCCAUGGCAACACGGAUGGAGGAGCUGCAGGCAGAGCUGAAGCAGGCCCGAAUGGCGCUGGCCAAUAGCAUGGCUGAAAACGAAAGGUUGGGUGUGCUCUCCACUCAGCUGAAGAAGGAGUGCGAUGGUUUGGAGGCUGAGAAGGCUCGUGUCAGAGAGGAGUUGAAGGAAUUUAAAGUUCGCGAACUGCAGCAGCUUCAGGACAACAGUGAAUUGGAGGAAGAGAACAUCUCCUUGCAGAAACAAGUCUCUGUGCUCAAGGAGAACCAGGUGGAGUUUGAGGCUCUGAAGGUGGAGCUCUCUCAGAAGGAAGAGGAACAGGAGCUCCUGCGAGCACAGCUGGAGGAGGCUGGCCGGCUGCGUGAAAUUGCCGAGAGGCAGCUGGACGAAUCCCUUGAGGCCCUAAAGGAUGAGCGCGAGCAGAAGAACAGUUUAAAACGGGAGCUAACUGCUGUUAACGCGCUCAACCAGUUUGACUCCAUGGUGCACCUGGACCUGCAGUUGGAUGACAGCCUGGAUGGAGAUAGAGCUGCAGAGGAGAAGGAGCAGGGAGAUAAAGAGGAAGAAGAGCAGGACAGUGGCUACAACCACUCGAAGGGGAGCGAGAAGCAGCGCUGCUCUACUCCCAGAGGCAGUGAUUUGUUUCUUCGGCCUCAGGCUCCCGGGCUGGUGGCUGACCUGCUUAGCGAGCUCCAUCUGUCUGACACUCAGAAGCUCAAACAGCAGCUGCUGCAGGUGGAGAGGGAGAAGGCGGCUUUAGCCAGUUCGGUCCAGGACCUCCAGGAGGCACUGGCCCAGUCUAAAGUGGCUCUAGAUGAACACAAAGUGAAGGUGGAGCAGCUCUCUCAGCGUUUGGAGGUCCUGCAGGUAUGCUCUGCUACUUCCGUCCCCCAGUCUGGGACAAAAUCCCAGGAGCAGAAUGGAAAUGCUGAGCCAGAGAAUGAUGAUGAUCUGGAGCUGGACGCCAAGAGUGCGGAGGUGCUUGAGAAGCGCAUGCGUGCAGCCAAUGCUGAGCUCAUGCAGCUGCGUGACGAGCUGAAGGAAGCAGGCGAGCGCUGCCGGGCCCUGGAAGAGCGCCACCUACAGGAGAAGGAGCGCUGGAGGGCCGAGGCACAGGAACUGGCUGACAAGAUCCGCCAGUGCAUUGCUGCAAGCCGCCAUGACCAGGAGCGUAUCGGGCAGCUGGAGCUCGAGAUCGGAGCCACACGCCGUGUCGCCACGGACUCCGAAUGCCACCUGAGCGCCACACAGGAGGAGCUGCUGGCUUUCUCUGAAGAGCUAGCCAACCUCUACCACCAUGUUUGCAUGUGCAACAACCUCACACCACGCCGUGUCACACUGGAUUACUAUCGCGACGGAGCCCGAGGCGGGAGACGGCACCACCACGGAUCGUUCCGGAAGCAGAGACGGUCAGGCGAGACGUUGGGGAAGGGAGCGCAUGGCAUAGAGUUGGAUAUCACAACAGCAAAUGGAGAUGCUUCUACAAACUCUGGAAGUGGCCCCAGCUCUCCAACACUGGACUUCAGGGACCCUACUAAUGUGCGCAACCUGGUGGCUGUUAUUCGCUGCCAGAUUAAACACCUCCAGGUGGCUGUUGACCUGUGCAGGCAGCGUGGUGCUUUACCCUCCUCUGCAUUAGGGGGCAGCACCGAAUCUGACCGGGAAGCUCUGCUUGAGGAGGUGCUGAAGCUCAAGUCUCUUCUAAGCACUAAGAGAGAGCAGAUCGCCACACUCAGGACUGUCCUAAAGGCAAACAAACAGACUGCUGAGUUGGCUCUGAGCAACCUGAAGACCAAGUACGAGACGGAAAAGACUGUGGUGUCGGAGACCAUGCUAAAGCUGAGAAAUGAACUCAAGGCUCUGAAGGAGGAUGCUGCUACGUUCUCCUCACUGCGGGUCAUGUUUGCAAGCAGAUGUGACCAGUAUGUUACUCAAUUAGACGAGAUGCAGAGACAGCUUGCUGCUGCAGAGGAUGAAAAGAAGACUCUCAAUUCCCUCCUGCGCAUGGCCAUCCAGCAGAAGCUAGCCCUGACUCAGCGGCUGGAGGACCUUGAGGCUCCGCUGCAUGCCCACAGUAAUGGAAGCAGCCCACGCCGCUCCCGUGCCAAACAGCUGGCCACCAAAUCAGGAAGAGCACCACGGAGCCCUAUGAGAAGCAGUCCACGUGCCAGCCCUGUGUUGGUAUCAUCGUCAUCAUCAGGCCCCCAGAGCAUGAGUAGCCAUAUGAGGGCAUUCUCACGCAGCCUCCACGGCAGCCCUCGGUGAAUGCUCCAUUCCUCCUGUCCUGCUCCAGUGUGUGUGGACCACGUUCAUGCCCAGCUCCGACCCGAUCCGACAUCCACUUCAUCCCACUCCAAAACAUAUUGGGCUCCUCUUGUGCUUAUUCUCGUCUCCAUCUGUUUUUCCUUUUUCUGUUGUAUUGUAUGGUUUUUUUUUUUUUUUUUUUGGUCCUCUACCUCACUUUUUUUUUUUUCCCCCUCUCUCUUCUCACUGUUUGUCUGAUUUUGUCUCACUCAAGUGUUGUGUAGCUUUGAGGAACUGAAAGCUCACUGGUGCCUCAUCUCAUUUCAUGAUGAGCUUUCUGAAAGAAGGCAAGUUAUGAAACUUGCUUUCAGUCUCAUGGACAUUGUACCACAUCAAACCCACCCCCAAAAGAUCAAUGUGUUUUUGUUUUUUUUUUGUUGUUGUUUUGUUUGUUUUUUUUAAAACCCAAAAAAGAAAAAAAAAAAGAAAUGAGAAGAAAAACUUGUCUUGUAUGUGUUUAGCUUAGAAAGGGUUCUGUAUGAAGGAAUUAGAGCCUGCUUUAUUGUAAAUUGUUCUACGUAGAAUUUCUGACAGUAUUAGUGCACAGCUGAGGUGUGUUCAGAAUGGUGAGAGAGAGAGAGAGGGCGGUUAACUUUCAAGUAUGUUCCAUUUCCUACUUCUUCAUGGACCAUAAUGCACUGCUCCCUAAGCUCUGUCCUUCAGACUUCUGGAUGCGUAAACUAGAGACCAUCUUUAUGGGAAAAACGGACUUUAAUGAGAACCCUUCAUCUGCUAUACUAUGUAUUUCUGUAGGGUUGUUGUGGCUUCACGGUAUGAAAAGACUUUACUGUCAAACACCCCCCCCCCCCCCCCACCCCCACCCCCCCCACCCCCAAAAUCAAGUGGUUUUCAUCCCUUUUGUGUCAGGCUGCAAAUCCCCAAAAACAUCAGUUAGCUUUCACACAGUCCCCUCUCUGAGGGGGUUUCGGACUCCCCCCAAAUCACACUACAGCCACCUCUGUUUCUCAGCACUGGAGAUGUGGGUUUUCAAUGUAGUCCACUACUGCUGUACGUUGCGAACACUGUUCCAGAUGAAAAUGACUGUUUAGUUUAGCUCUAGUCAGCAACUAGUUUGACAAGGCAGCUCUGUACUACCGUUCCUCACAGCCACAUUCAAACUUUCAGCUUGUAACGACAUGAUGAAUACCAACAGUGUAAGUAUUUUAUGUGGAAAGGCUGUCUUCAUGGAUAUUUUUCUGUGGGGACUCCUUCCCCCCCCCCCUUUUUUUUCCUCUUCCCUUUUAAAGACCCAGUUAUCAUACCAUGAACCGUAACACCCCAGCUCAGCAUCAUGACAUGUAGAUAAAGGUCUGUAUGGCAGUCUGGAGGUCUUGCUGCUAAUGCUAACUCAAACAAGUGUUUUAAAAAAAAAAAAAAAGACUGUAAACGUGGUCCUGUCAACUACUGCCAGUUUUGUGAUCUUUUACACAGGGUUAAACAAAUCACUGUUGCAUCAGUUAUUACUCUCUGCUACAAGUACAAGCAAAGCCAUGUCUAGUUCUUUAUUUAUUGAAGCAAUAAGGCACUAGUGUUGAUGCUAAAAGGAACACAUCAUGGGAGAGAAGCAGGAUCUGAAACAGUGCCUUAAUUAUUUGCCGUGUCAACCGGUUUUUAGGAAACUAAUCUUCAGACUUUGUAGGUACUUGUACAUAAUUUGUUUGAAUAGUGUUGUAUAUGUGGGGUUUUUUUUGUUUGUUUUUUCCUCCUUUUCUUUGUGUAGCUGUAAAUUGUGCUAUUUCCCCUUGAUUUUUUGUCCUUAACUGGCAGGACCUGAUGGCAUAAACCUAUCGCUGUUCUCAUCAGAGCAGUGAUUUGUUUGUAUAUAAUGAUUCAUAUUUUGUAGUUGAUCAGUUACAAGUUGGUCAGCUGCAUGCUGGUGCAUGUCCCUGUAUGUAGAACGCUUAGCAGACAGUAGUGUGGUUUUUAAAAUACUGGAAUCCUAGAAUGAAAAAUAUAUUUUGCGGCAAAGCUCCAACUUUGAAUCCAAGUGCAGCUGAAGCAGAGGUUUUUGUUUCUAAAAUAAAUGUGCUUUAUUAUACGAGCAGACUAAUCAAAUGCAAUAUUUAGAUACAAAAAUUCUAAUUGGCUUAAGAUUCAGUACAUACUUCCCAAAUAAAUGUUAAUAUCUUCGGAAACUCUGAUUCUGAUAUUUUUGCCCACACCACUGGACUUGAAUUGAAUUAUUACUGUGUGGAUAAAUGAUAUUGUGGCUUAUCUUUUUUGCUUUAUCAUAAAUGGGAGCGAAAUCUCCAUAAAUUAUACAUAUCCUUGUUUAAAAAAGACGAAGGAAGAUUUGUUACGUUUGUCUUGUAAUUGUGGUCUGAACACUGUUUUUGACCUCUAAAAUCCACUCCAUCCGUUUUAAUCCACUGCUUUUUAAUUUUCACUGAGCAUCCAAUUUUAACGAAGUGUAAUUUUCAUGAGUCGCACUGUUUUGUGAAAUGUCAUAUAAAAUAAAUAAGGACGUUUAAUUUA
This is a messenger RNA of Neoarius graeffei (lesser salmon catfish), 5365 nucleotides long. RefSeq lists its product as uncharacterized. Gene Ontology annotation, cellular component: Golgi apparatus; cytosol. Gene Ontology annotation, biological process: regulation of microtubule cytoskeleton organization; microtubule anchoring at microtubule organizing center; protein localization to organelle. NCBI's taxonomy places the organism in Eukaryota, Metazoa, Chordata, Actinopteri, Siluriformes, Ariidae. The transcript is spliced from 10 exons. The record is from RefSeq and is a predicted model, not a curated record. The coding region runs from base 272 to 2851 and encodes 859 amino acids. Gene Ontology annotation, molecular function: dynactin binding; cytoskeletal adaptor activity; dynein complex binding.